UUGAGCGCCUGUCAAGAAGAUGGCGGCUUCCUGGGCGGCAUGAAAAGAUGUAGAGUUAGCAAUAUCUACAGUGAAAGGCGCACCCAGGGUCGAAUUCGUUCUCUGAGUCCUCCCUCGUGAUUUUUAAAUUAAGUUAACGAAUCGGAACGAAGAAGUGGACAUGGCUUCUUCGGGGACCUCGGUUCUGCAGCCGCGCUGGAAGAGGGUUCUGGGCUGGUCUGGCCCGGUUCCUCGCCCGAGACACGGACACCGAGCUGUGGCCAUUAAAGAGCUGAUGGUGGUGUUCGGCGGAGGGAAUGAAGGCAUUGUAGACGAGCUGCACGUCUAUAAUACAGCCACCAAUCAGUGGUUUAUUCCUGCUGUCCGGGGUGACAUUCCUCCCGGCUGUGCCGCAUAUGGAUUUGUGUGCGACGGCACUAGACUCCUUGUGUUUGGGGGCAUGGUUGAGUACGGAAAGUAUAGCAAUGAUCUUUACGAACUACAGGCCAGUAGAUGGGAGUGGAAACGUUUGAAGCCCAAAGCCCCCAAGAAUGGCCCACCACCAUGUCCUCGCCUGGGCCACAGCUUUUCCCUGGUUGGAAACAAAUGCUAUUUGUUUGGUGGACUGGCAAAUGACAGCGAAGAUCCCAAAAACAAUAUUCCCAGAUACCUGAACGACCUCUACACACUCGAGCUACGCCCGGGGUCUAACGUAGCGGGCUGGGACAUCCCCAUUACAUACGGUGUGCUUCCUCCUCCUCGUGAGAGCCACACUGCUGUUGUCUACACAGAGAAAACGUCCAAAAAGUCUCGUCUUGUCAUCUAUGGCGGCAUGAGUGGUUGCCGUCUUGGAGACCUCUGGACUUUAGACAUAGAUACUUUAACUUGGAAUAAACCUGCCAUAAGUGGUGGGGCCCCUUUGCCCCGCAGUCUCCACUCUGCAACCACUAUAACCAACAAGAUGUUUGUGUUUGGUGGAUGGGUUCCUCUGGUCAUGGAUGAUGUCAAAGUAGCCACACACGAGAAGGAAUGGAAGUGCACUAACACACUGGCCUGCUUAAAUCUAGACUCAAUGUCUUGGGAAACCAUCUUGAUGGACACGCUUGAAGAUAAUAUCCCAAGAGCCAGAGCCGGACACUGCUCUGUGGCUAUAAACAACAGGCUUUACGUCUGGAGUGGAAGAGAUGGCUACCGCAAAGCCUGGAACAACCAAGUUUGCUGCAAAGAUCUGUGGUAUUUGGAAACGGAUCGCCCUCAGCCUCCGUCACGUGUGCAGCUGGUCCGUGCCAACACCAACUCUCUGGAGGUGAGCUGGGGGGCAGUGCCUACCGCUGACACUUACCUGCUGCAGCUGCAGAAAUAUGACAUCCCUGCUGCAACAGCUGCCACAUCGCCAACGGUCAACCCAACCCCGUCUUUACCCAUCAACUCGCCUAAGAGUCCGGCACCCGCCGCUGCUGCUCCUGCAGCUCAGAGUCUGCCCCUCACUGGGGUCACAAUGGUGCCACAAGUUCCUUCGCCCACCACCGCCAUGCCAAGCAGCCCGCUUGCAGCCUCACCUCGUGGACCAGCUAUUCUCAAAGUGGCAGCGCCUCAUUCCACCCCUGGGACGUCAGUCGUUACUGUACGUCAGGCUACUCCAGGAGGGAAAUCCCCAGUCACGGUUACAUCACUUCCUGCAGGUGUCCGCAUGGUUGUUCCUGCACAGAGCACCCAGGGGACGCCAAUCGGCAGCAGUCCUCAGAUGAGUGGCAUGGCUGCAUUGGCUGCAGCCGCAGCUGCCACACAGAAGAUCCCGCCCUCUUCCACGACCACUGUGCUAAAUGUCCCAGCCGGAGCCACCAUUGUAAAAACGGUCGCUGUGACUCCUGGAUCCACAACUUUACCAGCUACUGUCAAAGUAGCUUCACCUGUAAUGGUUACUAAUCCUGCAACCCGAAUGCUGAAAACGGCUGCAGCUCAGGUCGGCACUUCUGCCAUCUCUACUCCUAACACUCCGACUCGGCCCAUCAUCACAGUGCACAAAUCAGGCACAGUAACCGUAGCCCAGCAGGCUCAGGUCGUCACUACCAUGGUUGGAGGAGUCACUAAAACUAUAACCCUCGUUAAGAGCCCCAUUACAAUGGGUGGCAGUGGUCCUCUGAUCUCCAGCCUUGGGAAAAUGAUGUCUGUUGUCCAGACCAAACCAGUACAAACCUCUGCGGUCACCGGGCAGGCUGGAAGCAGUCCUGUUACUCUUAUACAAACAAAGACUCCUCUGCCUGCUGGUACCAUCCUGAAACUGGUCACAUCUGCCGAUGGCAAGCCCACCACAAUCAUAACAACAACACAGGCAGGAGGGGCUGGCACCAAACCCACUAUCCUGGGCAUCAGCACCGUCUCUCCAACUGCCGCCAACAAACCCGGAACCACCAUUAUUAAAACCAUUCCCAUGUCUGCAAUCCAACAAGGAGCGGCAGGUCUGACUACCAGCUCUGGUGUCAAGUCCCCCAUCACAAUUAUCACAACUAAGGUUGUUACUCCUGGCACGGGUACUCCAGGGAAAAUCAUAACCGCUGUGCCAAAACUGACUGGUGCGGGACAACAGGGGGUCACACAGGUGGUGCUGAAGGGGGCACCAGGGCAGCCCGGCACUAUCCUGCGCACUGUGCCUAUGGGUGGUGUGCGUCUGGUUUCACCAGGCAGCGUUUCUGCUGGAAAACCAACUGUUACCACACUGGUGGUCAAGGGCACCACGGGAGUCACAACUCUGGGUACAGUAAGUGGCACUGUGUCGACUAGCAUGGCAGGAGCCAAUGUGGUAAGCGCUAAUGCCAGCCUAGUGACUCCAGUCACCACACUUGCCUCUAUAGCCACAUUGUCCAACCAGGUUAUCAGUCCCACCGCCAUUACUGUAUCUGCUGCCCAGACCAACCUUGCCACUGCUACAAUACAAUCGGCAGCCCAGCCUACUCAAGUAACCCUCAUCACGACUCCAAGUGGUGCUGAGGCCCAACCUGCACAGGAUCUUCCUGUCUCCAUCCUAGCCUCUCCCACUUCAGAGCAACCCUCCACCACUGGUGCUGAUGCUGGUGACGGCGCUGGCGAUGGUACUACCACUGUGACACUGGUCUGCUCCAACCCUCCUUGUGAGACCCACGAGACAGGAACGACCAACACGGCGACAACGGCUUCUGCUAAAAUGGGCACCGAACAGAUUUGUUCCAACCCUCCUUGUGAGACGCACGUGACGGGCACCACCAACACAGCCACCACGGCCUCUGCGAACAUGGGCAGAACACAGCAGGUGUGCACCAACCCACCCUCAGAGACCCACGACACAGGCACCACCAACACAGCCACCACUGCCAGCUGCAACAUGGGAUCUAAAGAGAUGGGAACUGUGAACAGCAAGACGGCAGCGUCUUCGUCAGCUACGUCUUCAGCUUCUGGUUCGGAGCCAGCAACACCCGUCUCGGAGAGCAGUGGUGGAUCGGGCCCCAUGCGGCCGGAGAACCUCCGCACAGGGACCACCAACACCUCUACUACCGCCCGCUCCAACAUGGGCUCAGACCAGACGGGAACGGUGCAGAGCUCCAACAAGAGCCAGGCAGCCAUCUCCUCUACGCUGAUGCCUGUUUCCGCCAACUCUCCCGGCGAAACGAAUGAGACGGGCUCCGCAAAUGCUUCACCUGUGUCUGGUGAUGUCCAACAGGUCUGCUCAAAUCCUCCCUGUGAGACACACGAGACAGGCACGACCGACACGGCUACUCAGUCAAGCUCUAAUACGAGCAGUGGACAAACCAAUGUUGUACAGAGGGUGUGUUCCAAUCCCCCAUGUGAAACUCAUGAGACGGUUACCACCAACACACCGACCCAGGCCUCAUCUAGUAUUGGUGUUGGACAGAAUGCCGCUGUGCAGCAGGUGUGCUCCAAUCCGCCCUGUGAAACCCAUGAAACGGGCACUACAAACACACCGACCCAAGCCUCGUCUUCUAUCGGUGCUGGACAGAACGCCACUGUGCAGCGGGUGUGUUCCAAUCCACCCUGUGAAACCCAUGAAACGGGCACUACAAACACACCUACUCAGGCCUUGUCUUCUAUCGGUGCUGGACAGAACGCCACUGUGCAGCGGGUGUGUUCCAAUCCACCCUGUGAAACCCAUGAAACGGGCACUACAAACACACCGACCCAAGCCUCGUCUUCUAUUGGUGCUGGACAGAAUGCCGCUGUGCAGCAGGUGUGCUCCAAUCCGCCCUGUGAAACCCAUGAAACGGGCACUACAAACACACCGACCCAAGCCUCGUCUUCUAUCGGUGCUGGACAGAACGCCACUGUGCAGCGGGUGUGUUCCAAUCCACCCUGUGAAACCCAUGAAACGGGCACUACAAACACACCUACUCAGGCCUUGUCUUCUAUCGGUGCUGGACAGAAUGGUGCUGUGCAGCGGGUGUGCUCCAAUCCACCCUGUGAAACCCAUGAGACCGGCACCACCAACACAGCCACAACAGCAACAAGCAGCUUAGAAACUGGAGAAGGAGCAGCCCAGCAGGCCGGUGAUGGACAGAGUGACAGCGGCACCAGCUCAGAACCCUCAUCAUCUACAGAACCAGCCAAUCCCACGACGCAAAGCAGAGCCAUCACAACAGUAACACAGGCCACGCCCACUCCAGGACCAUCUGUACCGGAGAUCUCAUCCAUGGCUGGAUCUGCGGUAGUGGCUGAGGUCCCAGGAGAGGCCGAGGCCAUGGAGCAGACCAGCGCUGAGGCCGUGGCGGUGGGAGAAGAGCCCAUGCAGUCCGAGUGUCAGGGAGAGCUGGGUGAAGAGGCAGCCGUCAGGGUCGUUGCCAUCGAUGAAAGUGCAGAGGGUGAGGAGGGCGCCAUGCUACAGGUUCAUGUCGCCAUGGAAGCACAGCCAGGACAAGGAGAUCAGGCAGAGCAAAUGGAGGCUGGUGUGGAGGGCGCAGAAGCAAUGAGUCUCGCUGCUCAAGACUCAGAAGCCCUUGCUCUGCCUCAGGAGCUGAUGUCUGCAGAAGGACAGCAAACCACCCUCAUGGUGACCGGACUGACCCCAGAGGAGCUGGCAGUGACGGCAGCGGCUGAGGCUGCAGCACAGGCUGCAGCUACAGAAGAAGCUCAGGCCCUCGCCAUCCAGGCUGUCUUACAGGCGGCUCAGCAGGCGGUGCUCAGCGAGGCAGACGCAGGCCACGACGGGCAGCCAACCACCACCAUCCCUAUAGUUUUGACUCAGCAGGAGCUCGCCGCUCUGGUUCAGCAGCAGCAGCAGCUCCAGGAGGCGCAGGCAGCCGCAGCCCAGCAGUUAAGCGCUGAAGCAGCCGCAGCGGCACUGCCCACUGAAGGCUUGGCACCAGCAGACAGUCUCAAUGACCCAGCGUCUGAGAGCAACGGCCACGAAAUGACAACUGCUGUUGUGGGAGCUGUGGCCCGUCUCCUUCCACGUACGUCUACAGAGACUCUAGCCCCAUCAAGUACUUUUGCACCAUCUCAGCCGAUGGUCGUUGCCAGUCCAGCAAAGAUGCAAGCGGCAGCUGCUUUAGCUGAGGUGGCCAAUGGGAUUGAAUCAGUAGCUGGGAAGCAAGAAGCUCCUCCACCUGUUGUAAAGCCACCGGUGAAGAAAGAGAAUCAGUGGUUUGAUGUCGGAAUCGUUAAGGUCACAAACAUGGUUGUCACACACUAUUAUGUGCCAGCAGAUGAUUCUGCGCUCACUGAUGAUGAUUCUGGCACAAUCCCAGACUACAGCCGAAUGAAAAAGAUUGAGCUUUCUCCGGGCACUGCAUACAAGUUCCGUGUGGCCGGGAUUAACACGUGUGGCCGUGGGACGUUCUCAGAGGUCUCUGCAUUUAAGACAUGCUUGCCUGGCUUCCCUGGAGCACCGUGUGCCAUCAAAAUCAGCAAGAGUCCUGAUGGUGCCCACCUAACCUGGGAGCCUCCUUCAGUGACGUCAGGGAAGAUCAUCGAGUAUUCGGUGUAUCUGGCAAUCCAAAGCUCACAAACAGUUGAGGCUAAAGCGUCCGCUCCGGCUCAGCUUGCCUUUAUGCGGGUGUACUGCGGGCCCAACCCGUCCUGCCUAGUGCAGUCGUCUAGCCUCUCCAAUGCCCACAUCGACUACACCACCAAACCCGCCAUCAUCUUCCGCAUCGCUGCACGCAACGAGAAGGGGUACGGCCCUGCAACGCAAGUCAGGUGGCUACAAGAAACCAGUAAAGAUGGCUCUGCGGCCAAACCUGCAGCAAAGAGGCCGGUCUCGUCACCUGAUAUGAAAGGCGCCGGUCCAAAGAAGGCCAGAUCUGACCAGUGAGAGUUCACCGUGACACCUGACCCCGCCCCGUUUAUGAGCUGAACCAUGACUGAACUCCACCUCCUGCUGAAUGACCUUCCUGCUUUCACUUCUCAGCCCAUUCCAUCCUCUGCAAUGAACCCGGAAGGAAACUGCAGCCAAAAAUAGGAAAACGUUCAAAACAAGGAAAAAAGCUUUCCGUUUUUGAGAGAUCCGUUCCUGUCACUGGACAUGUUGGUGCCAUGGACGCCUAAUUUCCAACUGUAUUUUUAACAAAAAAAAAAACAAAUGUUCCUCCUCAGAAGCACAUACAUUUGCUUUUCCUGACGAUUUUGUGUAAAGAGAUUCCAACAGCAGCGUUCAACCUAGUUAUAACUGUAUUAUCAGAUACUCAUUCUUUGUUUUCCUCCCUUGAUAUUCAUUUAUUUUUAAGCUUAUUUCAAUACAAGCAAUAGAUAACGACAGAAAAAUAACUUUGCUCUCUUGUCAGUUUGUUGAUGUUUUCAUUGUUUGGGAGGUCUGUAUAUUUCAACCGCGUGCUGAAAGGAGACGGAGACACGGAGGAGAGAGUAUGGAGGGCGAAACGAAGCAGGGGAAACGCAUCAAAGUCUAAGGAAAACGGACAGCACUUGGUGACGCUUGUGAGGGAAAAGACUCAGUUCGUAAUUAUUCAUUCACUUCGAGUUCAGUAGCCUGUUUUGCAUCACUGUGUGUUCAUACAUUUGCUGUGAGGGACAAUUGAGGACCGCAACGCUGAAGACUAAAAGGACUUCGAUCCAUGUAGAUGAAAAGCAUACUACUUUUGCAUUGCAUCAACUAGAUCUUGUAUAAAGAGAGAAAAAAAAAAAUCCCAAAAAUAGUAAAUGGUGAUACAGGAGUUCUUUGUGUGUGGUUUAUUUUUGUAUUAUUAUGUUUUGUUUUGUUUUUUUUCUUUUUAAAUAAGAAAAGGUAUUUCCUUCUCAUGUGUUUGUGCUUCAGGGCGCAGUUUUAAACCUCACACCCCUGCUCAACAUGUUAACUGCUCAUUCCUGUAGUCUCCAUGCUUGUGGAUUUGACACGCGGGUCACAGUGUUUCCCGUGUUCAUGAAUUAUUUCACAUUUAUUUGGGGAAUUGUAGUGUAAAAUGUAUGUAUUUGUUCUAAACAACGACCCACUUUUGAGGCUUUCUCCACCCAACUUUUUACUUUUCGGCAUUUAUAGAAGCUUACCGCAGAAAAAAAGAUGCUUUUAUUUUUGUUUCCCUCUUGUCAUUAGUCUAUAGUUCCUGUACAUUUACUUUUCUGAAUCUCACGUUUCUUUUAUACGCUUGGUUUUGUGAGUUGCUAGAUAUGAGUUGGGAUUCUUCUCAAGCUGUGCGGCAAAAGUUUGAACCAUUUUCAUUCUCUGCUUCGGACUGUUUGGACUUAUGGAUGCAGGCCUGUGUAAAUGCGAAAACGCUGAAAAGUCGGGAGAGGUUUUGAUUGGUAUGUCUUUUUUGAAUGGAAGUUAGAAACAGUUUGUUCCUGUUUCUAGUGGUUGGGAAAUGUUGCUGAUGGAUUGUUGGCUUAGCCAGAGUUUGAACUCAGUUGUAAAUUAGUUCUUUCACGUAGCAAGACGUACAAAAAAAAAAAAACUCUUUGCCUUUUUUAUAUAAUUAUCUGUAACAAAAUGUUUUUACAUGUUGUCAUCUAUUGAUUGCUUUUGUGUCUUGACAUAUAAAAGUAAUGGAAUUCUG
Molecule: messenger RNA, 7970 nt
Organism: Puntigrus tetrazona (Sumatra barb)
Lineage: Eukaryota; Metazoa; Chordata; Actinopteri; Cypriniformes; Cyprinidae
Gene: hcfc1b
Product: host cell factor C1b
Exons: 28
Coding region: 161-6277 (2038 amino acids)
Biological process (GO): regulation of DNA-templated transcription; chromatin remodeling
Cellular component (GO): histone methyltransferase complex
Molecular function (GO): protein binding; transcription coactivator activity
Source: RefSeq, a predicted model, not a curated record